Messenger RNA from Topomyia yanbarensis, 1089 nucleotides. Its product is annotated as asparagine--tRNA ligase, cytoplasmic-like. The coding region runs from base 1 to 1089 and encodes 362 amino acids. The record is from RefSeq and is a predicted model, not a curated record. Gene Ontology annotation, molecular function: asparagine-tRNA ligase activity; ATP binding. NCBI's taxonomy places the organism in Eukaryota, Metazoa, Arthropoda, Insecta, Diptera, Culicidae. The transcript is spliced from 5 exons. Gene Ontology annotation, cellular component: cytoplasm. Gene Ontology annotation, biological process: asparaginyl-tRNA aminoacylation.
AUGAAGAAGGAAUGUUUUAUCCCCCACGAUACGGUUAGUGGUAUACGAAGAAUCUACUAUCCGUUUCACCCCGACCGUUCGUUCCGGGGGGCGCAGAUGCACAUGCAACACCCGGAAGAAUGUCAGGAAUGCUUGGACAGCGAAGUUCAACAGUAUGACGCUAGCUAUGAAAAGUUUCAAUUCUUAGUGAUUACCAUCCGACACGAUCUCUACACCUUGGAAAAGCGUGUCGAUGACGAGUUCGGUGAUGGAACAGCGGAAAAACCCUUCAAAACAAUCCUACAAGCCAUGAAGCACGCCGGCAAGGAACCUUUCCCAAGAAUUUAUGUAAACGCUAAGGAUGCAAAAUCGGAAUCACCCUACGAACUAGUAGCCAAAUCUCAGCUCAAGAAAAUUCUUGAAAAGCGUUCUCAGCGAUACCUUGUGUCAGAGGUUCCAGAAGGCGAAAAUACUUCUAAGAUUCUCAAGAUGAGAGAUGUCAUUAUGAUGGCAUUUAGGGAGCAUUAUCAUGAACGUGGUUACACGGAGGUAACGCCGCCGACGCUGGUGCAAACACAAGUUGAAGGAGGGUCGACUCUGUUCAAACUGGACUAUUUUAGGGCGGAAGCAUUCCUGACGCAAAGCUCACAAAAAUAUAUGGAAACCUGUUUGCCGGCAUUGGGCGACUAUUGCAUUUCUCAAAGUUACCGUGCAGAGCAGAGUCUUGCUCGCCGUGAUUUAGCAGAAUACAGUUAUAUUGAGGGUGAAUGUCUCUUUAUUACUUUCAAAGAGCUACUUGAUCGGCUGGAAGAUUUGAUAGUAGAUGUUGUCGAUCGAGUAUUGAAAUCUCCGUGGGGUCAUCUUAACCCGAAUUUUAUGCCACCGAACUAUGUCGAUGCUAUUGACUGGCUAAAGGAGAACAACGUCACCAAGAAUGAUGGAACUUUUUAUGAGUUUGGCGAUGAUAUUCCGGAGGGUCCGGAACGAAAAAUGACGGAGCAAAUAAACGAACCAAUAAUGCUGUGCCGGUUUCCCGCGAAAAUUAAAUCAUUUUACAUGUCUAGAUGUGAAGACGAUCGCCGAUUAAUUGUCGGAGGUCGAUUUCUCUGA